This is a messenger RNA of Pygocentrus nattereri (red-bellied piranha), 939 nucleotides long. RefSeq names its product olfactory receptor 52E8-like. The transcript has a single exon. NCBI's taxonomy places the organism in Eukaryota, Metazoa, Chordata, Actinopteri, Characiformes, Serrasalmidae. The record is from RefSeq and is a predicted model, not a curated record. Gene Ontology annotation, cellular component: membrane. Gene Ontology annotation, molecular function: G protein-coupled receptor activity; olfactory receptor activity. Gene Ontology annotation, biological process: G protein-coupled receptor signaling pathway. The coding region runs from base 1 to 939 and encodes 312 amino acids.
AUGGAUUAUUCUACUAAUAUUACAUAUUUAUCUUUGGAAGGGCAUGUGGAGCUGGAGAAAUAUCGAUAUGUCUACUUUGUAAUUUGUCUUGUAAUUUUUAUUCUGAUAAUUUGCUGUAAUUCUGUUGUCAUUUCUGUCAUUUAUACAAACGAACAUCUCCAUGAGCCGAUGUACAUUUUCAUUGCUGCUUUACUUUGCAAUGCUCUCUUUGGAGCAGCUGCCUUUUACCCAAAAUUACUGAGUGACUUUCUGUCUGAAACACAAGUGAUCUCUCAUGGAGCCUGUCUGUUUCAGGCCUUUUGCAUUUACACAUAUGCUGCAGCAGAGUUCACGCUGUUAGCAGUUAUGGCCUUUGACAGAUAUGUGUCCAUAUGUAAACCAUUACAAUAUGCAACUCUUAUGAAAAUGUCCACCGUUAAAAAGCUCUUAUUUUUCUGCUGGUUUAUACCUUCCUGUGAAAUUGGAAUAUCAAUAAUACUAACAUACAGACAGCUGUGUAAAUAUAAAUUAAACCGAAUAUACUGCAGUAAUUACUCGGUUGCUAAAUUAAGUUGUGGAGAUUUAACGGCUGUGAGCACAUAUGGGCUGUCUGCUUUACCCAUUGCUGUCUGUCCACCUGUGAUGUUUGUUAUCUACUCAUAUGUUAGAAUAAUUGAUGUCUGUUUAAAGAAUUCAAAAGAUUUCAGAAGAAAAACUUUACAGACCUGCUUCCCACACAUUUUUAUUUUCACCACUUUUUCUUGUACUGCAUGUUUUGAAGUAAUAAAUAGCAGAUUUGAAGGAAAUGUACCUCAUUUAUUUGCUAUGAUAAUGUCAGCUGAAAAUAUGGUCAUUCCUCCUCUACUUAAUCCUAUUAUAUAUGGAUUGAAAAUGCAGGAGAUUUGGAAUAGGAUUAAGAGAAUCCUUUGGAAGAGAAAGACUCAUGUUUUUCCAGAUUAA